Messenger RNA from Exophiala oligosperma, 2469 nucleotides. RefSeq lists its product as uncharacterized. Lineage: Eukaryota; Fungi; Ascomycota; Eurotiomycetes; Chaetothyriales; Herpotrichiellaceae. The transcript has a single exon. The record is from RefSeq and is a predicted model, not a curated record. Gene Ontology annotation, molecular function: protein binding. The coding region runs from base 1 to 2469 and encodes 822 amino acids.
AUGGGCGGCCCAAAGAAGCGGGAUUCGUUCGACCUGCGCGACGACACAAUCUCAGAGCUUGCCGAGGACCGCUCGCCCGGGGUCGAGGCCGAAGUAUUCUCUCAGCCGAUCGGCUAUAUACCCAAGUUUCCUGCUCCUCCACGCUAUAUCAAGGUCAAAACACAGUACAGAAAAGAGAAGGAUUUCGAUCGAUUGUUUCUGGCUCAGAUAGCCCUUGAUGCACCGAAACUGAAGUCCAGGAAGCCUUCGAUAGACUCUAAAAUACACGAUAUUAGAGACCCUCCGGCCACCUCUUCGGCUACGUCGACGGGCACGGCAAAGUCUGCAAUAUGGGCGAUGGAGUUCUCGAGGGAUGGCAAAUACCUUGCCGCUGCCGGGCAAGACAAAAAGCUGAGGGUGUGGGAAGUCAUCUCUAGCACGGAGGAGCGCGAGUUUGAGGAGAAGCUCGCAGAAUCGGAAAACGAUGGGAACAAGAUCAAAUUGAAUGCUCCCGUCUUCAAGAACAAACUUGCAAGGGAGUACGAUGGUCACACCUCGAGUAUACUUGACCUCAGCUGGAGUAAGAACAACUUCCUAUUAUCCUCCUCGAUGGACAAGACAGUUCGACUAUACCAUGUUAGUCGAGCCGAAUGUUUGUGUGCCUUCAAGCACAACGACUUUGUGACGUCAAUACAGUUCCAUCCUCGUGAUGAUCGUUUCUUCCUGGCUGGAUCUCUGGAUUCCAAGUUGCGUUUAUGGAGCAUUCCUGACAAGAAUGUGGCGUACUGGGCACAAGUGCCUGAUAUGGUUACCGCUGUUGCGUUCACACCCGACGGGAAGACCGCGAUUGCUGGUUGUCUGAACGGUCUCUGCAUUCUGUAUGACACAGAGGGAUUGAAAGCACAUUCGCAAAUCCAUGUACGGUCAGCACGAGGAAAAAAUGCGAAAGGAAGCAAAAUCACCGGGAUUGACACGAUCGCCCUGCCCAGAGAUAACGCGCCACCGGACGUUAAACUCCUGAUCACGAGCAACGACUCCCGAAUACGAAUGUACAAUUUGAAAGACAGGACGCUGGAAGUCAAAUUUAGAGGAAACGAGAAUACUUGCAGCCAGAUCCACGCCUCUUUCAGCGACGAUGGGAAGUAUGUGAUAUGUGGAAGUGAGGACCGGAAGGCGUAUAUAUGGCCUACUUCAGUACAUGAGAGGCCGGACAACGAUAAACGACCGAUGGAAGUGUUUGAGGCGCAUUCCGCGAUUGUCACCACCGCCUUACUAGCUCCUGAAAAGACACGGAGGUUACUUGCACAGUCCGGGGAUCCUUUGUACGACCUUUGUAAUCCUCCCCCAGUGACCUUGUUCAGCCGUGCAGACUCGGUAAUAUCUUCCCGCGCGCCUACGAAUAAUAGUUCUGACGAGAAGAACCCCAUAUCUGAGAAACGGCUGUCGGGAUCCCCAAAGCGUGCUCCUGAAAGCCCAGCUUUCCUUGCGCGGCAUUCCCAUCCAGGCGGUCAAAUCAUAGUGACGGCGGAUUACACCGGACAAAUCAAGGUGUUUCGGCAGGAUUGUGCCUUCCAGAAACGCAAACACGAAUCGUGGGACGCAGGGUCGGCGUUUUCUAAGAAGAUGCUUGGUCGAAGCGGUUCUGUGACUACUCGCACCUCUACCACAAGUUCCACGCGUCGCAGCUCGUUUGUCAUGGGUUCAAAGACUCAGUCAACGGACCGCAUCCUAAGCUGGCGGAACUCGGUCAACGCGACAGUUGCUGGCAGUGCUACGUCGGCCAGCAUGGUCGAGAUUCGCGGAUCAAUGGGCAACGAACGGUCACGUAGUGCAUCGCCGAAGAAACUGAUCUCGCAUCGACUGUCGCUACGAAAACCUUCGCCGCCGACCAAGAACGGCGCUCUUUCUCCGACAUCUCCAGUGUACCACUCGCCCCUCAACCAGAUGCAGAAUGGGCCUUCGAUAGCGGUAACCUCGCCUACCGUUGACUCCCCAGAAAGCUUCCAUUCACCUGCACAGAAAACACCAGACUACGAAAAGCAUAUCUCACCGACGGACUUCAAGCCGAUCAGAACAAACCCCUCGCCCUCAGACCUACCCCAGAACGAUCCUCUCAUGCUCAUGGACCAGCAGUCGUUCCUCGCCUGGGACAUCCGCAAUACCCUGAUACCCAUGGCGAAACACACUCCUCGGACGCCCGGAUACCUGGGUCCGGAUGGCAAUCCUCUGUCACGCGCCGAGAGUUAUGUCAGUCAACUGUCCAGUGAAGUCACCGCGUCGGAUCAGGAAGCACACAGUGCCAACGCCAGUGUGCAUGAUGGCGACGACGAGAGAGCCCGUGACGGUCGCAAGUCUCGCUCACGCAGGAGGAGCAGCAAUGGCAGUGAGGGCGAACUGCGCUGUCGGAAAUGUCGGGGUAAGACGUUCAAAGCGACCAUGACCGACAAGGGCCAGACGUUCCGAUGUAGAAAGUGUGGUACCGUGGUGUGA